AUGACGUUUCGACUAUCGCGCUCGACGCGACUAUCUGCUGUUAUUGCGAUAUCAACAUGUUUCUUUCUUGGGGAAAUUUCAGUGGGUUUCUAUACACAUUCGCUGGCACUUAUUGCAGAUGCCUUCCACUACUUAAAUGAUUUGGUGGGGUUUGUCAUUGCUCUGGUGGCAUUGAAGGUGUCAGAAAAGGAUGAGUCGCCAAAAGGCUUUUCAUUUGGAUGGCAACGGGCGCAGCUUUUAGGCGCAUUUUUCAACGGAGUUCUUCUGUUUGCGCUUGGGCUUAGUAUAUUCCUACAGUCUAUUGAGAGAUUUAUCGCCCUACAGCGUAUCGAGGACCCAAAAUUAGUAUUGAUUGUUGGGUCUAUUGGGCUCGGUUUGAAUGUAAUAAGUGCAUUGUUCCUUCACGAGCACGGACACGACCAUGACCAUGGCCACGGCCCGCCGCUGACAAUUGAAGAUGGGUUGUCACCCACCACUGGCAGUGAAGACGAACAAGACUCCAUCUCGAAGCAUCACGAGCACAAGCAUGUGGGAUCUGAAAAGCCCAAUGGCCCAAUUCAAACCCACUGCCACGAUCAUGGCCAUGGCCAUGGCCACAGUCACGAUCACGGGCAUGGGCAUGGGCAUGAUCAUGGUGAUUUAGGAAUGAUGGGAGUCCUCGUGCACGUUCUUUGCGAUGCGGCCAACAACCUCGGUGUCAUCGCAGCCGCUUUAGUUAUUUGGCUUGCCAAGUACGACGGCCGGUAUUAUGCCGACCCCGGCGUUAGCAUGGGCAUCGCAAUAAUGAUUAUUCUGUCAUCUAUUCCGCUUGUGCGACGAGCGGGAUCAAUCCUUCUCGAAAGCGCACCAACCGGCCUAGAUCUGGGGGACGUGCAACAUGAUCUCGAAAAGGUUCCCGGUGUACAAUCCGUUCACGAACUGCAUAUUUGGCGACUGAACCAGCGGAAGACCCUUGCAUCUGUGCAUGUUGUUGUGUCUGAUCCAUCGGUCGCCGCUUUUCUCCAAACAGCUAAAACAAUCAAUCAGUGUUUCCACGCCUAUGGUAUUCACUCUGCUACUUUGCAACCUGAAGUGGUCGCCGAUUUUAAGGAUGACGCUGUGCACCAUGGGGAGGAGAUGUUUCGGUGUCAAAUGCAUGGGCACAGCAUAGGCACCUUCUUCCUUCGCUACAAUUGUGACUGCAAAUUUUGA
Molecule: messenger RNA, 1191 nt
Organism: Penicillium angulare
Lineage: Eukaryota; Fungi; Ascomycota; Eurotiomycetes; Eurotiales; Aspergillaceae
Product: putative di-, tri-valent inorganic cation transporter
Exons: 10
Coding region: 1-1191 (396 amino acids)
Biological process (GO): intracellular zinc ion homeostasis; zinc ion transmembrane transport
Cellular component (GO): membrane
Molecular function (GO): zinc ion transmembrane transporter activity
Source: RefSeq, a predicted model, not a curated record